ACAGUCGAUUUCGAUAAAUUGGGUUUAACUGAUAAUGAAAAUCCAUACGGUGUGAUAAGCCCCUUGUUAGCCCGAUCGAUGGGGAGUGGAAUUAUGGAUAUUCUUGGAUCAUAUAUAUCGACUUUUAUGAAACGUCGAAGGAGCAAGAGAGCGCCUCCAGAGCCUCCGCCAAAUGCUUCAAAAGCAUUUCAUGGAGGUGAAAGGGCACUACUCUAUAUUAUGGUUGAAGAUUUCUUAGAAAAUUUUGGUAUGAAUGGGAAGGCGUGCCUCCUACGAGCCAUUUGCGAGGUACAUGCUAAUCCCAUGCAUAAUUAUGGACUUUUGGGAGAAACACUGAAGUUAUUUUUCACAGCAAGUAAAUCUCCUUAUUCAAAAGUGUUACAAGAGUAUGUGGAUGCAGAAAAUGCAGGAAGUGGUAAAUCUGGGCCUGCAGAAUGUUGGCCUUACAUGAAGGACUGUCCCAAAUCUCUCUUUAAACCACGUCAUAACUACUACAACAAUGAUGAAAACAGUGAAAGUGAAACUAAAGUGGAAGAACAUCCCGAGAAAAGUCCAGAAGUUACCUUUGAACUUAAUAAGUUCAAUAAUAUGUGAUAGACUACUGUCAUACUUAAUCUAGAUACUGUGCGCUUUAACUAUAAAAUAUAAAUGUAAAUAAUUGUAAAUUCCUUUAUUUAUUUUAUUUAUUUCACAUAGACGACGCUUAA
Messenger RNA from Agrilus planipennis (emerald ash borer), 707 nucleotides. RefSeq lists its product as uncharacterized. The record is from RefSeq and is a predicted model, not a curated record. The transcript is spliced from 3 exons. The annotation marks the transcript as partial. Lineage: Eukaryota; Metazoa; Arthropoda; Insecta; Coleoptera; Buprestidae.